AUGAGUCUCAGUAAUCCAGAUUUACAAGCUAUAAGGGAUGCGCUGUUACCUCAGAAAGUAGACCAGAGCUCAAAGACAAAUAUUACAGGGAACGUGGCUACACAAUCUACAACAGGGGAAUUUAUACCACACAUUUUCUACUCAUUACAUAAUAUCAUGAAAAAUCCAAACCAAUCUUUAAACCAGAUGGAAAAUGCAACAGGUUUCAUCAAGCAUAGACUUAAAAAUAGUAAAUCGUUAAUUCAAAAUAAUGAACAACUAAUAAAUUUACUCAGUUAUGAUAUUGAUUACUGGGAAAACUAUUUACAAAAUAAAGAAAAUGAAGCACAGAUUAAGAAAAACCUAUUUGCCAAGCUGAGUGAAAGAAUAAAUAAUGUUCUUGAGGACAAUGGUUAUGAAAGAGAGGAUAGUCCGGAAAGCGAAAAUGACGAUAGUGCUAUACCGAGAGACUCGACAGAUAACGAUAUAGAAAUAUCCUUUUAA
Kazachstania africana CBS 2517 is the source of this 483-nucleotide messenger RNA. RefSeq names its product Cse2p (gene CSE2). Gene Ontology annotation, molecular function: transcription coregulator activity. The coding region runs from base 1 to 483 and encodes 160 amino acids. The record is from RefSeq and is a predicted model, not a curated record. Gene Ontology annotation, biological process: regulation of transcription by RNA polymerase II. The transcript has a single exon. Gene Ontology annotation, cellular component: mediator complex. NCBI's taxonomy places the organism in Eukaryota, Fungi, Ascomycota, Saccharomycetes, Saccharomycetales, Saccharomycetaceae.